Molecule: messenger RNA, 2404 nt
Organism: Centruroides sculpturatus (bark scorpion)
Lineage: Eukaryota; Metazoa; Arthropoda; Arachnida; Scorpiones; Buthidae
Product: sodium/potassium/calcium exchanger 3-like
Exons: 10
Coding region: 905-2230 (441 amino acids)
Biological process (GO): intracellular calcium ion homeostasis; calcium ion transmembrane transport
Cellular component (GO): membrane
Molecular function (GO): calcium, potassium:sodium antiporter activity; calcium channel activity
Source: RefSeq, a predicted model, not a curated record
AAACAAGAAAGCAUGAGUUAUCAGGCAGUUUUUCAUUGAGUGGAUUCAGGAAGAGUUUGCUCUCUGUGUGAAAGCCUACUUAUAAGAAAAGAACUUACUUGUGAAGGCUCUUCUAGUGAUGAACAAUGCUCUUACUCGUCCUCCUUCCUUGAUUGAAAAAAUGGUGGGUAAAUGCAGCUUCAUCGAGAUCUUGACCCAAUAUCAGUCAUUUCAUGGACCAGCAAGUCAUCUCGAACUUGAAGCACCACACGAAGGCAAUGCUCCAGAAGUCCUUUGAGGCGAUCACUGAAAUAGAACUGACCUUAAGAGACAUUUGGAAGAAUCAUUACAGCACACUUUAUUGUUGCCAUCAAUAAAGCAUGGAGGAAAUUUCUCUUGGGGCAAUGAACUCUGCCUAGAAGAAACUGUGGCCAGAUUCUGCUGCAGACAGAGACUUUGAAGGCUUUCAAUCGAGGUCUCUGGUGAAUGAGAUUGUCUCUUUGCGCAAGUCCAUGAACUUGGAAGUGAAUUAUGAUAAUGUUGAAGAGUUACUGGAAGAUCACAAGAUAAAGUUCGCAACUGAAGAACUCGAUUACCUUCGCAAGAUGCAGCAAUAUGCAAGGACGGAAGAAAUUUCUUUUUCGUAGAAGGAAGGUAGUAAAGAGGCCAUUUCCAUUGCUGACAUUAAGAAAUUCUGUUUUCUUCGGUUUAAAACACAAGCCAUUAUUGAAAAGUGGCACCUUGAUAAAGUAAUGAACUACAAUAUAAAGAUUACUCGUCGCGAAAAAUUCUACAGUCCAUUAAUACAACAGAAGAUUGCCUUCCACCAUCGUUAGAACAGUUUCCAGAUGACUUUUUUACUAAUGAAGAAAGGCUGAAAGGUGGUAUAGUCGUCCAUUUUCUUCUUGUAAUCUACUUCUGUUCAAUGCUGGCAAUCAUAUGCGACAGUUAUUUCGUUCCUUCGCUCGAAAUAAUCGCCGAUUAUUUUAGUGUACCAGCCGAUGUAGCAGGAGCCACGUUUAUGGCUAUUGGUACAUCGUCACCGGAAUUAUUUUCUUCUAUAAUAGGAUCAUUCGUAACCGAAGGUGAUAUUGGAAUUGGUACUAUCGUAGGUUCAGCUGUUUUCAAUAUAUUAGGAGUCGCAAGUAUGACGGGAAUCAUAGUGGGUUCAAAGGAUAUACCUGUCGACUGGUAUCCAAUAACGAGAGACUGUUUUAUGUAUUGCUUGACAGUUUCAGCUUUAAUAGUUAUAAUAAAUAAUAAUAUAGUAACAUGGUGGGAAGCCCUUAUUAUGCUAUUAAUGUAUGUAUUUUAUAUUCUCAUUAUGUACUUUAAUACAAGAAUCGAAGGUUUCUGCACGUUAAAGGUUGAGAAAAUACAGAAGUGGCUCCACAAAGAAAAGCAAAUAGACGAACACACUCCCCUUCUUGGUAAUCAACACUUUCGACCAGAAAUUAUUAUUGAUCCACCCAAACAGCCACAAUCUGAUGGCCCUUUACUUUGUACUGAAGAUGAAUUUUCCAUAGAAGAAGAAAUAGUCGGUAGAAGAACUAGAAGAGAAAGUAAACUCUUAAUUGAAAGUAUAAAGGAAUUAGAAAUCAUUAAAAAAGAAGAAGGUUCGUUAUUCUCUAUGCCAAAAGAAAAUAUUGGUAUUCAAGUUUGGUGGGUAUUAAUGUGGCCUGCGACAUUAAUAUUCAGCUUAACAAUUAUUGAUUGUAGAAAACCAAGAUUUCGAAAAUUCUUUCCAGUUACGUUUUUCAGUAGUGUCAUAUGGCUCGCAAUUAUUUCUUAUUUAACUAUAUGGAUGGUAACAAUUAUAAGUUAUACUCUUGGUAUUCCUGAUACUGUUGCAGGUAUCACUCUCUUAGCAGCUGGUACGAGUAUACCAGAGAUUAUAUCAAGUAUAAUUGUAGUAAAGAAUGGAUUGGGUAAUAUGGCGAUUUGUAAUUUGUUAGGAAGUAAUAUUUUCGAUAUUUUAUUCUGUCUUGGAGCUCCGUGGCUUGUCAAAACUGCUGGAUUUUCCAAUGGUGAUGGCUUUCUUAUCAUUAACAGUUCUGCUCUCACAUAUACAGUAACCACCCUGUUAACAACUAUCAUUAUGCUGUAUAUAUCUUUGUAUAUUACACAAUGGAAGCUCAACUGGAAACUUGGUAUCAUGUGUUUGAUACUGUACUCAAUUUUCAUAAUAUUAGCUUGUCUUUACGAAUUAAAUAUUUUCGGUUAUUUUAAUCCUGUUACUUGUUUAAGCUGACACAUCUCGAUGUUUUUUAGUUAUUUUUAAUUUUAUUAUAAUUCAGAAAUAAAUAUGCAAUUUGUUAGGUAUUUUAUAAUUGCAUUUAAUCUUAGUUACAAACGUAAAUUUUUUUUAUCUGCAAUUGUUUUUACGGUAUUUUAUCUUAGUGCUUACUCUCUUGUAUCAGUAAUU